Danio aesculapii is the source of this 2916-nucleotide messenger RNA. RefSeq names its product adrenoceptor alpha 1Ba (gene adra1ba). The transcript is spliced from 2 exons. Gene Ontology annotation, biological process: adenylate cyclase-activating adrenergic receptor signaling pathway; phospholipase C-activating G protein-coupled receptor signaling pathway; cell-cell signaling. Lineage: Eukaryota; Metazoa; Chordata; Actinopteri; Cypriniformes; Danionidae. Bases 213 to 1673 code for a protein of 486 amino acids. Gene Ontology annotation, cellular component: membrane. Gene Ontology annotation, molecular function: alpha1-adrenergic receptor activity. The record is from RefSeq and is a predicted model, not a curated record.
CACACCACCAAGUUCCGGACACGCGCAUCUCCAACUGGACUUUAUGCAACGUUUACAAUUAUGCACUUUUUCUAUUUCGCGCUUGUUGCGCAACAGAACUUACGGAUCCUUUGAAGCCUUGGUCUUUACUGUCUGUUUGGUAUACAACAUAAUUUACGCAUUUGAAGGUGAAACCUGCGCUUACUUUGGUAUGGAGGCACUGCAGAGGCAAGAUGAGUUCUGAUACAGAUCAUGCCGCGAACUUCUUAAGCAAUGCGUCCUCCGAACUGUCCGAUGUCUCCAAUUCGAGCUCUUCUGGAAACGGGACCGCACCGAGCUCGUUCAGCCUCAGCCGCGCGCUUCCACUGGGCAUGGUUCUGGGCGCUUUUAUUGUGUUUGCUAUCGUGGGCAACAUCCUCGUUAUUCUCUCCGUGGUGUGCAACAGGCACCUGCGUAUCCCGACCAACUACUUCAUCAUUAAUUUAGCGAUGGCAGACCUGUUGCUGAGCACAACUGUCCUGCCGGUGUCCGCCACGCGUGAAAUCCUCAAUUACUGGGUGUUCGGGAGGAUCUUCUGUGACAUCUGGGCUGCGGUGGACGUGCUGUGCUGCACCGCGUCCAUCAUGAGCCUGUGCGUGAUCUCCAUCGACCGCUACAUCGGGGUGCGCUACCCGCUGCAGUACCCGAGCAUUGUGACCGAGAAGCGGGCGCUCUUGGCCAUGCUCGGUGUUUGGGUUCUCGCCUUCGUCAUCUCCAUAGGACCCCUGCUCGGGUGGAAAGAACCCCCUUCAGAUGAUGACACCGUGUGCCUCAUCACAGAGGAGCCGUUUUACGCGCUCUUCUCCUCGCUGGGCUCCUUCUACAUCCCGUUAGCGGUGAUUCUGGCCAUGUACUGCCGCGUCUACAUAGUUGCCAAAAGAACCACGAAAAACCUGGAGGCCGGAGUGAUGAAGGAGCGCAUGGACUCCAACGAGCUGACGCUCCGGAUUCAUUAUAAAGGCUCUCAGACGCAGGAGGACUGCAGCAAAGGCCACUUGAGGAGCUCGCUGACAGUCAAAUUACUCAAGUUUUCCCGAGAAAAGAAAGCUGCUAAAACGCUUGGUGUUGUUGUGGGCAUGUUCAUUCUGUGCUGGUUACCAUUUUUCCUCGCGCUACCCAUAGGGUCAUUCAACACCAAUCUCCGUCCUCCUGAAACCUUCUUCAAAGUGAUCUUCUGGCUGGGCUACUUCAACAGCUGCCUUAACCCCAUCAUUUACCCGUGCUACAGCCGCGAGUUCAAGCAGGCCUUCAUCCGGAUCCUCCGCUGUCAGUGUCAGCAGAAGAAGCAGCAGGGCUGGAGGGCGUACAACUACCGAGUGCCGACCGCCAACCACGUCUACUCAGACACCAGCUCCAUCUGCAUGAACGGCAGCCUGCAGACCCUGGCUCCAUCGCAACCCAGCCCCACGUUAUUCAGCAGAGUCGUGGGCUCCCGUCCUGCAUCAGGUCUCCUUCCAGGCUGGGGCCCUUGCACCUCCUCGUCCUCCUCGUCCCUCUCUGGGAGCCCGUUUCCUGGUAUGAUGAGGUCCGGCUCUCAGGCCACAAGUCCCUGUAAGUCCAACAGGAUGGCUUUGCUCUUUCCCAAUGGACAGAAUGGGAAGCGAGAGGGAGAGCACGGGGUCAUUUCUAGACACACACCUGAGACUACAAUAUAGCUGGGUGUAAAUGAUGACUUUUCCAGCAGUCUGGAUGACAUGUUGUUCUUUGUAGACAUGAAAAGCAUUGCGGAUUUUGGCAAGCAUGUCUAUGUUAUGUCAUUCGAGCGUAGCUAUGUAAAGGAUAAUGCAGGGCCAUAACAGACAAUGAUGACUUAAGUAGAUAUAACCGAACAGAGACCGCCUCCCACACACAUCCCCCUGCCUUUUUUAUAUGGAUGCUUCAUUUGUUUUAGGGUCUAAAGUCUAAAUUAUUCUUGUUUAGUUUUUUAGGCGUACAUGAUAGUUUGUUGCAUGCGAUUAAUGAAUUUCUUCAUCAGACCAGUAGGUAUGUAUGGUAUGAGCACCAUAAACAGGGUUAUUAAAUGUCUGCUUAUACAUAACAAAAUAUACUUUAUGUAAAGGGAUUAGUUCACCCAAAACUGAAAAUUCUAAACCCCUGAGAGCUUCAUUUAGAACACAAAUUAAGAUAUUUAAGAUGGAAUCAAAGAGUUCUCUGAUCCUCCCCAGCAAGCAUUUUUUUAAAGAUGUCUAACAGAUGUCUAAUAGACAUCUAAACAAAGUCAUCUUGGCUAAAACGAGGCUAAAUUUUGGGCUGUCAGUCAAAAUCUAAUAGACGUCUAAGAAUAGGCCAAAACUAAACUACACAUAUAAAGUCUGUCUAAUCUGUCUAUUUAAUGAUUAGACUAGUUUUGGAUUAUUCUUAGAAUGUCUUAGAUUGUCACUGACCGAUCAAGUUUAGCCUUGUUUUAGCCAAGCUGUCUACGUUUCGAUGUCUAUUAGAUGUCUAUUAAACCCAAAAUUGUUUGCUGGGUCCACACUGUAAAAAAAAGCUGGGUUCCGCACAACUGAAAGAAAUUAAGUUAACUUAUUAGUUUUUACAAAUUUAAGUGGAUUGAAUAUAAAACCAUUAAAGUUCUCCCAAUGAAAUGUCAAGAAUUGUGACGUUUCAACUCAUUUAAAUUUAAUAGUUUGAACAAGCAACACAUUUUUUUGAGUGCAUAGACAGGAAUAGUCCAGAGAAGUUCAAAGUCCAGAAAAGGAAUCAAAAAUAUUGUCAAACGUUCCAUGUGACUUCAGUGGUUCAGCUGUAAUCUUAUUUUUUGAGUUCCAAACAAACCAUUAUCAACUUUGUUCACCUGCUCUUCAUGUCAGAUUACACUGUAAAAAAUGGCAAUCAAAUUGUGUUGUGACAACAUGAACGCUAACUAAUUUAAGUGGAUUGAACAUAAAACAAUUACGU